Micropterus dolomieu (smallmouth bass) is the source of this 2678-nucleotide messenger RNA. It is a transcript of the gene arv1, whose product is annotated as ARV1 homolog, fatty acid homeostasis modulator. The transcript has 5 exons. Gene Ontology annotation, biological process: sterol metabolic process; regulation of plasma membrane sterol distribution; intracellular sterol transport. The record is from RefSeq and is a predicted model, not a curated record. Lineage: Eukaryota; Metazoa; Chordata; Actinopteri; Centrarchiformes; Centrarchidae. Bases 57 to 779 code for a protein of 240 amino acids. Gene Ontology annotation, cellular component: Golgi apparatus; cortical endoplasmic reticulum.
UUGGUUGUUGCCUCGCAUGCUAGCGGCUUUCGGAGAAGCAGUUCACAGGGCGAAGAAUGGGGAAAGAUGACUUUAGGUGUAUUGAGUGUAACGAAAUAGCAGCUGAGUUACACAGGGAUUACAGUAACGGGAUCCUGAAGAUAACUAUAUGUGAGUCGUGCCAGAAACCAGUGGACAAGUACAUUGAAUAUGACCCAGUUAUCAUCCUGAUUGAUGCCAUUUUGUGCAAGACGCAGGCUUUCAGACACAUUUUGUUCAACACAAGCUUGAAUAUCCACUGGAAGCUGUGUGUGUUCUGCCUGCUGUGUGAGGCUUACCUCAGGUGGUCUCUGCUUCAUGGCUCUGAGCAGAGCAGUGACCCUGCUGACAUCAUCAGGUACACCAAGGAAUGGGAAUUCUACGGCAUGUUUGGAUUAGCCUCCCUUGAGCUGUCAGCGUUCUUCGGCGGUGUGCUGUGCUUUCUUUGGGUGGUGGUGGGUCGUCUGCAGGGUGGGACCCUCGAUCUCAGCCUGCUCAUCAGAGCCCUGCUGCUCUCCUGCUACGGCAAGGUCCUCCUCAUCCCUGCUGUCAUCUGGGAACAUGACUACUCCCCGGUGUGUCUGGGCCUCAUCAAACUGUUUGUGCUCACCUCCAACUCGCAGGCUAUCAGAGUGAUCCUGAACAGCAGUAGACGUCUGUCAUUGAUGGCCGUGUGUUUGGGCCUGCUGUCAGAGACCUGCGUGGCUCAGGCCUGUAAAAAGCUUCCAUGGAGCCUCCAGGACAUGUUGACAUUUGAAUGAAUGAGGAAAAUUAAAGUUAUCUCAGGGACGAAAAGUGAUCAUGGAUGCCAACCCGUGCCACAGAGAGAUUUUUUUUUAUGAACCUUGUGCCACCUGAACUGAAAUUCCUUUUAUUUAUUGUUUUGUUUUUUGUUUGCUGCUCAUGCCAACCAGGCAGAGAGCAGAAGAAGAGAGUAGAUACAUUUUUUCCAUGUACUCUUUAUAGAGAAAAAGAUCCAUCUUUAUUGUGAAGGGAUAUCGAAGAUGCAGCAGUGGCCCUCCUCUUGUUUUUACUUUGGUUUUAAAGUUGAGCUCCCAAGUCAAGAUUCCAGUUGAAUUUGAUUUGAUGACUUUAUAAAGACAGUCCCACAGGGGAGCCACAGCAUGGGAACGUCCCCUGAUCUAAAUGACUAAACUUGCUCUAACUCCCAAGGCCACUCUCUAAGAAUGACACAAACACAGACCCUGAGGUUGCAAUUUGACAAUAACUACUUCUCUGUUUGGACAGGCUCACAUUCUUUGACUCAUUGGUGAAAUGUUUACCUUAAAUCCACACACACACACACAGAAACAGGGUAACUUAUAUCACACAUCACAAUAAAUAAAGCAGACAUAAUUUACUUUCCUAGUAUUUAUGCAAUGUUAAAGUUAGUGAUAAAAAAGAUAGAAGAGCUGCUAAUGUCUGGUUUUACAUUGUUAAAUUAAUUGUUUAGUCUAUAAAAUACCUUUUAGUUUCCCAGAGCCAAAGGUGAUGUCUUCAAAUUGCAAGGUUUGUCCAAGCAGCAGUCUAAAUCCCAAAAUAUGUAAUUAACGAUAUGAAACCGAUAAAAACAGCAAAUCCCCACAUUUAAGAAGUUGUUUAAUAACUGACAAACGAUUAUUUGCUAACCAAAUCAUUUGCUGAUUAAUUUUCUGUCAGUCAACUGAUAAAGCAGGGUCAGUCAUUUUGUUGCAGAUUUUAUUGAAUGUUAAGUAAAAUCCACCAAACUACAGCAAGUAUCUUUACAGUCACAAUAACCAUAAUGAAACAUGUUAACUAGCUGCAGGCUAAGUGUCUGUGGAAUGAGGGGAAUUUAUUCUUUACACUUAUCUGCAGUGAAAAGGGACAGACACUAUCAGGGAGCCGUUGUUAUGAACUGCUGCAGAGCCCGACACAUGACGAGAGGCGAGGCAGAACUCUUUCUGAACAAAACCUGUUUCAGCUGUGCUGGAGGACUCCCCUGACCAUAUCCAAUGAUAUUCUGUGAAACAAGAUCACAGAUAAUGUGAUUCACAUUCAGCACUUUGGGGGUUUUCAGAAAAUCAUCAAUUUACCUUGAAAUGAAGAGUCACACCUUGGUAUAUUUACCAUAAACAAAUGACCCGUGUCUCAUCCAUGCCCCUUCUUUGGUGUUUUCUUUGUCUUUAUUGAAGAGAUCUGCAUUUCCCUCAUUCCACCAUCAGACGUUACCAUAAGGUCUGAAUCUUGUGUAAGAAUAGCGCCUUCUUUAUGUUGUUUUGUAAAGCGGCACUUUCAAAAUGUCCUCUGUGCUAAAUUAACAAAAAUACACUGUAAAAUCCAGUGUUUUAGAUGAUUGUGUUAAGAGCAGUUAUGUAUGCAGAUUUCUCAAAAAAUAGUGAUAUGUUAAAACUAUACAUUGUGCUCAUAUUUAAAUGAACUGAAGCUGCCAUUUUAUUCAUAGAUGAAGGGUUUUCUCAAAGCAAAUCUGAACGAUAUGUCUGUACUUUCUACUUUUGUUGCAAAUGCUGAUCUAUCAGGGACUUAUUCCUCUGUGAUAGAUAAUGUGAAAUGAACUUGUAGAGCGAGUUUGCAAUGAGCUGCAGAGAAACACACUGCAGAUAAAUGCUGCAGCAUGUGCACUCUGAACUUUGUUAUAUAAAUGUGUGACGAGAAAAUAAAAUCUAUGCGUUUUAAUACAA